UGCUGCUGAAUAAUUCAGCUGGGAGUAGGCAUCUUGGGUCACCUUGUGCAGCCGGCUGCCUGCUGGAGCCGGCUUCCUAAGAUGGAGGUUGUGCAGGAUGCGUGCAGGAUCGCCUGGCUGCCAGCAGCUUGCCAUUGUUGACUGACUGCAGGUGAGCGUGGCAGGCUAUGGGAUGGAUGAAGCUGAGCAGGACCAGUAUGAAGCUCGCCUCAAGGAGCUCUUUGACAGCUUUGACAGCACAGGCACAGGGUCCCUGGGGCAGGAGGAGCUCACUGACCUCUGCCAUGUGCUGCACCUGGAGGAGGUAGCCCCGGCGCUGCAGCAGACCCUCCUCCAAGACAACCUCCUAGGCAGGGUCCACUUUGAUCAAUUUAAAGAAGCACUUAUCCUCAUCUUAUCCAGAACCCUGUCAAAUGAAGAGCACUUCCAAGAACCAGAUUCCUCCCCGGAAGCACAGCCCAAGUACAUCAAAGGCGGCAAGCGCUAUGGCCGGCGGUCCCUGCCGGAGUUCCAGGAGUCCGUGGAAGACUUUGCUGAGGUGACCGUCAUUGAACCGCUGAGGGAGGAAGCGUGUCCCCCACACAUCGCCUCCAGCGGCUGUGAGGAGCACUGGAAGACGCGAGACAGCGAGGAGUAUGAGGCUGAGGGGCAGCUCCGCUUUUGGAACCCUGAUGACUUGAAUGCCUCCCCUGGCACCUCACUGCCUAGCCCGGACUGGAUAGAGGAGAAACUGCAGGAGGUCUGUGAGCACCUUGGCAUCACCAGGGAUGGCCACCUGAACCGGAAAAAGCUUGUUUCCAUCUGUGAGCAGUACGGGCUCCAAGCAGCAGCUGGGGAGGUGCUUGAAGAGGUACUCCAUAACCUGGAGCAAGAUGGCACCAUGAGCAUAGAGGACUUCUUCUAUGGCUUGUUUAAAAAUGGAAAGCCACUGACGCCCUCAGCAUCUACACCGUACAGACAACUGAAACGACACCUUUCCAUGCAGUCCUUUGAUGAAAGCGGGAGGCGCAUGAUCACCCACUCUGCCAUGUCCAGCACCAUUGGCUUCUGCCUCUUCUCCAGCCUGGAUGAUGGGAUGGGCUAUGGCUGUGUGGAGGGUGUCCUUGACUGCUGGCACCAGGAGGGCAUAGAGAACAGCCAGGAGAUCCUGAAGGCUUUGGACUUCAGCUUGGAUGGGAAGGUGAACCUGACAGAGCUGACGCUGGCUCUGGAAAAUGAGCUUUUAAUAACCAAGAAUGGAAUCCAGCAGGCAGCCCUGGCAAGCUUCAAAAUGGAGAUCAGACACUUGCUGGAGAGAGCUGACCAAGUGGCCAGAGAGAAAGAGAAGCUGCGGUCGGACUUGGAAAAAGCUGAAAAGUUGAAAUUCCUGAUGGCCUCCGAAGUGGAUGACCACCAUGCUGCAAUUGAGCGCCGGAAUGAGUACAACCUCAGGAAGCUGGAUGAGGAGUACAGGGAGCGAAUUGCAGCUCUAAAGAAUGAGCUCCAGAGAGAGCGGGAGCAAAUCCUGCAGCAGGCUAACAAACAGCGCCUGGAUCUGGAGCAGGAGAUAGAAAAGCUGAAAAAUGAUGAGAACUACAUCCGCGACCGCCUGGCCCUUUCCCUGAAGAAAAACAGCCGCCUGGAAAGUGAGCUAUUGGAAAUGGGAGAAAAACUGUCCAAGUAUGAAAGUUUGGCAAGCAAACUACAGAGGAACUUGGAAAACGUCCUGACUGAGAAGUUUGGGGACCUGGAUCCCAGCAGCACAGAGUUUUUCCUGCAGGAGGAGAGACUGGCACAGAUGAGAAGCGAGUACCAGCAGCAGUGCAGAGAGCUGCAAGACCAGAUAGAUGAGCUGCACUCAGAGCUGGAGGAGUACCGUGCCCAAGGCAAAGUGCUCAGGCCUUCGCUGAAGAACUUGCUGUCGGAAGAGUUUGACAUUGAUAUGAAAAGUCAUGGCAAUAGUGGUAUUGAGCCUGACCAAGGACUUGGUUCAGAAGACUGCAACCCACUGAAUAUGAGCAUAGAGGCAGAAAUGGCUAUUGAGCAAAUGAAGGAGCAACAUCACAGGGAUCUACAUCACCUCAAACAGGAGCUUGAAGACACAGUGAGCCAUUAUGAAAAGCAGCUAGAUGAGACAAAAAUCCACUCUGAAAAGCAGCAAGAAGAUAUGAGGAAGAAGUACACUGAAGAGAUGCAUGUCAUGGAAAAGCAAAUAACUGGUCUUAAAAAUCAAAUCGUAGAACUGCAAGGAGAGGCAGCAGUGCUCAGAGAACAGCAGGAAAAGCUUGACUGUAAGCACAAUGAUGAGAAAAACAAAUUACAAAUGCGUUUUGAUGAGGAAAAAGCCAAUCUGCAAGAACUACUGAGGCAGGAGCAUGAAGAAGACAUUAGAGCCAGACUGGAUCAGAUAAAUGAGAAGUUUAGUCAAGAACGGGAAGAACUGAUUCAAAAUGGUGUCUGGGUGGAAGAAAAGAUGAGAGUUUUAGUGCAGACGCUGCAGGAAGAGAAGGUAGAGCUGGAACGUGGCUUUCAUGAGCAGCUGAAAAUGAUGGCUGAGGUGCAUGCCCUGGAGAAGGAAGAACUCCAGCAAGAGCUGCUGAGGAAGCAUGAGCAGGACCUGGAGGAGGAAAGGAAAAAAAUGGGAAGUGACUGUAACAGGAGAGCAUCUCAUGUGGAAACUCCGUUUUCUGCCAGCACACAAACACUUGUGAAUAAAUACGAAGAAACAAUCCAAAAUCUGGAAGGACAUUACCAGCGAGAGCUGCGUGAACUUGCUGAACAGCAAAGAGAGGCGAAAUCUCAGUGGGAGUUUGAAAAGGAUGAAAUUGCUCAGAAGGCUGCUGAAGCCCACGAGCAACUGAAGGAAAGUCUGGCAAAUGAAAAGGCCAUUUCUUCUGCCCUCACCCAGGAGAAAGAUCUCCUGGAGAAAAUCUUCAAGGAAGAAGUGAACAAGCUUGUGUGCGAGAGGGAGCAGCUUCAGAAGGAGCUGUGGGAUCUGAGGAGUGCUGCUGAGAAGCAAGAGAAAAGGCUGAAUGAUGAAAUAACACAACUCCAAAAUGACCAUGAGAAAGAGCUAAAGAGCAAAGAGGAGCAUAUAUCUGUGGUGGAGGAAAAUGGGAAGCUGUUUAGGCAAAAGCUGGAGAGACUUCACAGUGAAUAUAAGCAAGAGAAAGAAGACCUCAAUUCCAAACUUCUUGCUUUGGAGAGUUUAAACCAGGACAUUUGUGUAAGAGCAGAAACAGAAAAGGCCAAGAUGAAUUUAGAAAUCUUAAACCUUCAAGGGAGAAUACAGAAAUUGCAGUGUGAGACCCAUUGUUUUUCUGCACUACAAAAUCGUUAUAGGGUCCUGGAAAAUGAGUAUACAAACGCAAAGAGCAGAAUUGCUGCUUUUAGUGGUAUAGCACCUCUGGGAGAUGAUGUGGAUGUCCUCUUAAAUCUGCAGAAAGUGCAUGAACAAGCAGUGAAGGAAAAUGUCAGAAUGGCUGCUGAGAUAGUCAGGCUGCAGCACAAAUUGCAAGCAGCAGAGCAGGAGAUGGUGCAGCCUCCCAGUCCUGGCUGCUCCUACUCCAGCUCAGAACAAUCUCAGCUGCCAGAUGAAAUGGAUCCCAUCUUUCAAGAGUUGCCCAGUGACUGUAACAGUGCAGACAAGGGAACAGAUUUGAAUGUCCAUUCACCUUUGGAGGCUGAUUCUACAGACCUGGAAGAAAUGACUGAGAUGGAUUCAGAAUUGGAGAAACCAUGUGUUAAAGCCAGAGCAGGCAGCCAUGCCUUCAAGGUGCAGGUGUGUCAAAUGCAAGGAAGGAAAGCAGCACUGGAAGCUGCUCUGGUUAACGCAAAUGACAUGCAUCUCCACAGAGAGAGAGAGGAGAGGCAGACAGUGGAGCACAGCUUACAAAGCACAUGCACUGAGCUGCAGCAAAAAGUUGAUCUUUUGAGAUUUGAAGCUGAGAAGCUCAGAGAAGAAAAUAUUAUUCUGAAAAAUGAAGUGACUUUAUUGAAUGAGGAGGGUAGUGCUUCCAGCCUGAAACUGAGGGAGCUAAAUGGGUCCCAAGAAGAAAUGCGGCAAAAGAUAGAAGCUGUGAGAAAGGAGAAAGUGGCUGUACAGAAGAUGGUUGACAACCUGAAAAAGCAGGUAGUAGAUCUGAAGACCAGAAACCAGCAGCUGGACUCUGAAAAUACAGAACUCAGCCAGAGGAACUCCAAAAAUCAAGCAGAUGUGCAGGAUCUUAAUCAACAACUGGCAAGGGUGCUCAAGCAAAAGGAAAGAGAAUCAGGAAAGUGUACCCUGGAAGAAUGGGAAAAGGAAAGACUGGUGCUAAAAGAGGAACUGCAAAACUCCAAAAUAAAGUCAUCAAAUAUGGUGUCUUCCUUGGAGACAGAGCUGUCAAAAAUGAAGGUUCAAGCUCACAUGCUGGAGCAGGAGAACCACAUUCUCAAGCAGGAACUUGAGAAGACAAAACAGCUGCCCAGAUGUCCUGAUCUCUCUGACCUUCAGAAUGAAGUUGCGAGCUUAGUUUCUAAAAACGAAAAGCUGCAGAAAGAAAAGGAAGCCCUGAGUGAGGAAUUAAACAGAUGCAUUGAUAAGGUGGCUAAAGCAAGCUGCUUAGAGAAUGAAGUUGGCAGCUUGAAGCAGGAACAGAAGUCCUGGGAACAGCAGAGUCAGACACUGAAAAUGCAACUCACAGUUUCACAAGAAAAGGUUCAGAGUCUAGAUGAAACACUGCAAAAUACAAACCUUCAAAUGUCCCGACUAAAAUCAGACUUACGGGUGAUGCAACAGGAGAAGGAAACUCUUAAACAAGAAGUGAUGUCUUUACACAAGCAACUGCAAAAUGCAAAUGAAAAGAAUCGGGUUCUAGAACUGGCUGUGCCUUCCUCAGGGCUGCAGGACCAACAGCAGCAAAUACACUGGGAUGAGCUGGACCAGCUGACGAAACAGGAGCAGCAGCUGCUCAGGCAGGAGAAUGAGAGGCUGCAGAGAGAAGUGCAGAGUGCUAAAACUGACCUGACUCACUCCAGGGAGAAGAUCCGACAGUUGGAAUCUACUAUCCUUUCCCUCAAGCACCAAAAGCAUCAAAGCCAGUUGGGCAUCAUCAAAGCCAUAGAGCAAGAGAAAUUAAGCUUGAAGAGAGAGUGUGAACAGCUUCAGAAGGAGUUGUCAUCUGCAAACAGGAAGAUCAGUCAGAUGAAUUCUCUUGAACGUGAACUGGAAACCAGCUCAGAAAAUGAAGGGCUAAGGAAAAAGCAGGUCAAACUGGAUGAUCAGUUAAUGGAGAUGCUCCACUCAAACACCAGUGUGAUACUUAGCCACUCACCGCAUUCCCGGGAGCUCCAGCAGCAAGGCUGUGCUAUGGUGCCCAAGGAACAGUUCCUGCAGCUCCAACACCAGCUACUACAAGCAGAGAGGAGGAGUCAAUGUCUUCAGGAAGAACUUGAAAACAGACCCUCUGAAACAAAUAUGCAACAGGGGGGUCAUGAGCAGCUUCUAAAAAUGAUGGAAGAACGCAUGAUUGAUGUUGAACAGAAAUUAAGGCUUGUGAAGAGGCUUCUCCAAGAUAAAGUAAAUCAGCUGAAAGAACAACUUUCCAAGAACACUAAAGCAGAUGCAAUGGUCAAGGAUCUCUAUGUUGAGAAUGCACAACUGCUGAAGGCUUUGGAGAUGACAGAGCAGCGGCAGAGAACUGCUGAAAAGAAAAACUACUUACUAGAAGAAAAAAUUGCCAGCCUCAAUAGGAUAGUAAAGAACUUGGCAUCCCCAUCAUUUCAUUCAGCAGCCGAGAUAAGGUCAUAGCAAAGACACGCAGUAUGCCACGGUCCCAUGCACUUUACUAAAAUCAUUUUUUAGCUUUUCACUGUGUUGCCUUUUUGUAUUGGUGAAUUUUAGUUAACGGGUAUCUCCAAGGAGAGGACAGAGCUAAAUCCCAAACCAGACACUGCCAAAACAGAAUUUUUGUUUAUUCCCAAACUGUUUUCCUGCUACGUUUUGUCUAAAAGUAAUCUUUGCUAUGUAAAAAGAACAAUACAUGGUUUUUUAGGUUAACUUAUUUUGAUACUUUUUUUUUAUUUUAAAUAUAAAUUAUGAAUUUACUGUACUGAAUCAAUUAUUCAUAUCUAGAUUGAAGCCAAGGUCUAAUGCAAACUUGCAUUACUGAAUUCAAACCUUUAAAAUACUGUUGGCCUUCUAGAAUACUUCAUGCUCCAAAACCAGUAAUAUUGAUAGGUGAGUCUUCAACACUGUCAGUAGAACUGGUAUUGAAAGCAAGACUUUCUUGAUACGGUCUGCGUCCUGCAAACUGAUUCUGGUUUCUGUAAAGCAAUAUGCUCCAGAUGCAUGGGGCUUCUGGGUUAUUCCUCAUGGCUGUUUCUCUGCAGAGCUCAGAGAAAAAAAAAAAGUUUUACUUAAAGUAUGUAAAUAGACUACUGCCUCCAAGUAAGUGUAACAGUGCUUCAUCUGAAGAAUUUUCCCAGCUGGCAACUGAAGACUGCUACUCUUUAUCUGUUUUUUUUAUGCUGUGCUGCCAGACAAUGUACAAAUUGUAGAGGCCUUAAUUUUUUUUUUUGUGUGUGGAGAUAAGUUACUAAGGAACAGAAGAGUCAUUAAGCUGAAGAUGGGAGUUUUGCUUACAUAAUUUAUAAAUUCAGUAAAGCAGCAGGACGAGUUUAUUAAAGAACUGGAAGAAGAAUGAAGAGGGGGAUUUGAAUCAUUUCAUCAGUGCAAUCCCAUCAUUAGGCCUCACAGAUGUGGACCUUUGCCAUUAACGCAGUGUUUGUUUCAAUCUGAGUAGUAAUUUGGAAAGGCCUGUCUUUCGCAUUAGGCCUUAGUAUAGAAUCUAAGUUUGUAAUUACUUGUGAGGAAACAUGUUCAAUGUGACUAUGAAGAACUCAGGGAAUAACAGCCUAAGUUAGUUUCCUUCAACAUUAUAAAUGUGGAUAUUAAUGUGAGUGGAUGAAGAUAAAUUUGCAUUAGGAAAGGCAGGACAAAACAAACUGCACUUGGAUGAGUAUUACCUUAGUACUCCUAGGCAAACAUGCAGAAGUUCUGUGGCUAUGAAGGUAGCGGAGCAUCAAGGUCCUGUUUGAUUAGCCCAUGAUGCUGGGGAGUUGCAAGUUUUCUGGGAACACCUUCAAGACUGAGAGGGGUCUGAAUUGGAAGCAGCUGAGUAAGAACUUGCAUGCUCAAAUGCCUGUAUGUAACUUAUUACUGCAAAUAGUCUAGAUGUCCUACAACUGCCUUGCCUCCAUCAGACCAGUAAGACAUUUAAACAAUGUAAGUAAAACUAGUGAAUGGGGCCAUACCAGCAAUGCUUCAAACAGGACCUCUUCAUAUACACGUGAAUUGAGAAUACAGAGGAGGAGAGCAGAUAGUUUGUCUCCGAGACCACUAGUGAGGUGAUGGUUCUGACUGCACUUGUAAUGAGCCAAAAGUCCCCCAGAAAUGGGGAUAAUACUGCCUACAAGCUCAGUACUGAUCAGCACGUGGCUGUAAGGGAUGCUCCCUAUGUCCAAGUGGUUAUUUACCAAUUUUGGAGGGUUGAGGGACUGAACUAGACACACAGGCUGAGGACCUCCUGCUCCCUUCCUUCCUGCAGGGAAUAUAGUGGAAGUGGAAAUACGAUCACAUAAGAAGAACACAUUGGAGUAUCAAAGUCUCUAUAAAUUACUUCACUGCUAUGCUAUUCUAAAUGCUUUUAGUAUGCUUUAUUCCAAGUAAUCUCAAAUUCAGGGAUUUAUAUAUCCCACUUCUCAGAGGCUGCAAAAAGUUUUUCGCUGUGUGUCAGCAAUACAGUAACUGAGCAAAAUUUCAGAAUACUUCCAGGAAACAAUCUUAAGCAGGGUCAGAUGAUCAGCACUGUAUUUUGGAAAAUAUUAUUAGCUAGCACAUUUUAACACUACUUCAUAUCUUGACCUAGGUAACCUUCUAACACUCAGUCUGUGACUGGUGUCUGAAUGUCAGUGAGAAGGAACGGGUACUUCACUUAAGCUAUUGUGGAAUUAGUUUCACAUUACUCAGUUUUAAAGGCUAGACUACUUAACUAAUUCUUUUAAUCUCCUGGUAGUUACCAGGCUUUUUUAAACCAAACAUACAGACAUUUCUAGAGCACAGUAGCAAAAAGGGAGCCGGGAUGCUGGAACAGAGGGAGAAAAAUGGAGUAAAGGGACUUUUGACUCCUCCCUUUCUCACCUAACUUGCUCUACUUUUCUUUCACUUAGCUUCUAAAAACUAAUUAAUCACAGGAGAGAGGAGGAGGAAAAUGUUUGGUAAAUAUUUCUUAGGCAAAACAUCAAUUUCACUGGAACACUUGUGUGAAUUAAUCCUCAGAAGUGCCUUUUUUAAUUACAUAUUCUAGAGCCUUUCUGUACUGUACUGGUUUUGUGGCUACAGGAUAAUUCAGGAUAACCCCUUCCCAAAAGGAGGGAACACAGAGAAAAGUAGUGCUGCUUGCAAACAAGUGUCACGUUGCUUCUUGGUUCAUUGUGUCAGCUCAGAGGAUAAGCAGCUAGUUUAUAAAGUCCACACUACUGAAAACAAGCAUAGAAACACAUAAUUUAUUAAGUAUUAGUGGUAUUUUGUGCAUGAAUGUGUAUCCUAUGCAGUACAGGCUUUUUAAAGAUACUAAAGUAUCUAUUGGUAUUGUUCCAGUUGAAAAUCACUGAAUUUCUAGGCCUCACUCAUUACAACAGGUCUUGUCAAUUAAGAUACUAACUACCUUGUCACCAGAAGAUGUUUUAAAUGUUUUCAACUCUUGCUUUAUGAAUCACUGUGAAAAUGAAGGCACAUGGAUAUCUCGGGUUGGGAGUUUGGGAAGGGGAGAGACACCAAGUUAAGUUUAUGUGUACUGAAUUCACACAGUUAAGUGCUACUUGUCAAUUUAGAAUUAUUUAAAAGGAUACACUGUCACAUGUUCUCUAAUUACUACUUUAAAUGUAAGGAAAAUUGAGUUCUUUGAACCCUAAUUGGAAAAAAAAAAAAGGGGGGGGGGAAGGAUUCUACCAUGUUUUAACUUAGCCAGAUUACAUGGAAGGUAGAGCAUGGAACUGUUUGGCUCUAUAAAGAGAAAGCAUCCUUUUGUUUACUUUCAGGAAAUGCUAUCACUGUCUCUCAGGUUUUCCAUCAUUUACCUGUUAAGUCUCCUGUUUGGUGUCAGGUGCUGUCAUUUCAUGACAAAUGACUUCUGUGUAAAUGAGAACAAUUGUAUAUUAUUUUUUCUGUUGAGUUUUUUGUUCUGGUGUAAUAUAUUGUCCUUGCAACAUCAGAUAAAACUGAAAGAUGAACCAACUACACUAUUUAUAAUGAAUGUAUUAUAUAUAAAUAUAUAAAAAUACUGUAUUAUC
This is a messenger RNA of Neopsephotus bourkii (Bourke's parrot), 9312 nucleotides long. It is a transcript of the gene NIN, whose product is annotated as ninein. Gene Ontology annotation, molecular function: calcium ion binding. Gene Ontology annotation, cellular component: pericentriolar material; ciliary transition fiber; mitotic spindle pole. The transcript is spliced from 30 exons. Bases 173 to 5770 code for a protein of 1865 amino acids. The record is from RefSeq and is a predicted model, not a curated record. Lineage: Eukaryota; Metazoa; Chordata; Aves; Psittaciformes; Psittacidae. Gene Ontology annotation, biological process: centrosome-templated microtubule nucleation; microtubule anchoring at centrosome; centrosome localization.